This is a messenger RNA of Magnusiomyces paraingens, 2205 nucleotides long. RefSeq lists its product as uncharacterized. The record is from RefSeq and is a predicted model, not a curated record. NCBI's taxonomy places the organism in Eukaryota, Fungi, Ascomycota, Dipodascomycetes, Dipodascales, Dipodascaceae. Bases 1 to 2205 code for a protein of 734 amino acids. The transcript has a single exon.
AUGAUAGCCUCUCCAUCAUCAUCAUCAGCUCCUGCUUCAGCUCCAGCUUCAACCCCUGCUCCAGCUUCCAGCAAUAGCUAUAGCCCUCGCCCAGUUUCUGCUGCAUCUGCAGUCUCCCACACGUCAUCCGCUGGUCCCCAAGCCACCGUCACUUCCACCACGUCAACAAACACUAGUGCAACUACCUUCUCCACAUCUUCCUUUGUCGCUGGGCUUGAUGGUUUCCUAGAUGAAUCUGCUUCUCAACUACUACUACUAACAUCCCCUGGAGUCUCGGAGAAGUCGGUAACAUCUGCCGGUUCCGACAUAAUCAACAACAACCAAGAACUAACUUCUAAUACUGGUGUUGUAAAGUCUUUUAAUGGUAACAAACAAAAGAGUGGUCAAGAGAUUAAUCAACAAAAUGAAAUCCACGAUUCAGCAGGGAAGAUGGUAGGAGUGUCUAAUAUUAAUAAUAAUAAAGAAGAAGAAGAAGCUACUGGUCAAACAGCUCUAAUCAAAGAUGCAACAACACCUACCCCCCACAUUAGCGCGCAACAAGUCCCAUUUGAAACUCUGACACCAGCAAUAGACCCAGAAUCCAAAUUACCUACUAACACUACUAUUAAUACGAUUAAUACUACUAAUACAACGACCUCAGAUACAACCAAAAGCUUAGGCGCUGCGACAGCAGAAUCAUCAACAUCAAAAUUGCAAUUAUCGUUGAACUUGGCUGCACCUUCAGCUACUACAACAACUUCAUUAGCAACUGCAGCUGCAGCACCAUCAGCAUCAGCAUCAGCAUCAGCAUCAGCAUCAGCAUCAGCAUCAGCAUCAGCAUCAGCAUCAGCAUCAGCGCCAGCAAUAUCAACCACAGCUUCUUCUUCACUGCCAUCAUCAUCACUACCGCCACCACCAUCAUCACCACCACCAAUAGCUUUGACAGGCAUAAAUCACUCCGUACACCAGGAAAGUCACGUGCGCGGGCUCGCCAAAGCUUCACACGCACUUGCAAAAAUUUUCACGAGUUGCUUUUCCUUCUCAACGUCCAGCACAGACCCAAGGCUAGCCCAAACAUCUGGGACUCGUGGGAAUUUGAAUAAUAACAACAACGACAAUGAUCAUAACAAAAAGCUUUUAAAAGACAAUGGCCAACAGAAAACAUCAUCAUCAUCAUCAUCAGGUAAAAAAACUCAUCGCAAAACACUCUCCUUCAAAUCAUUUCAAGAAUUGUACCCCCCGCGGGGUAAAAGACUAGGCGCUGGAGGAGGACAUACAUUUUCUCACAAAUGGGACCCAGAAUCUAUGUUUUUACCGGCAAUUAUGACUACAGAUGGAGUCCCAACAACAGCACCAGGAGACCUAUUUGCAUCAGGAUAUAAUAAGAGAGCGGUGAUUCGCCAAAGUGGGCGGUUUUCUCAAAAAAAUAAGGAACUACAACUGCCACCACUUCCGUCAUCAGCUGGUGCUGCUGGUGCUGCUGCUGGUAGUGAAGGAGACAAUGAUGAUGCGGCCUCUGCGGCUGUCCACAACAACAACAACCAGUCACAUGCUGGGCAGCCGUCCGCUUUGGUUCCGCAGCAGCAGCAGCAGCAGCAGCAGCAUCCCGUGCAGAUUUUCACCACCACAAAUCACACAACCAGCAACUGGCCUUGUGAUGGACAUCAAAUGGAUCCAGCACCACUCCACCAAACAAACACCCUAAGAACCAUAAGAGACGGAUCGUCUUCGGCGCCGCUCAGCUCGCCAGACUCAGGAGCUCUACGAAUACCUACAGAUUCUGCUGCUGCAAAAUAUGUCACCAGCAAACUUGGUAGUCCAUCUUCCAAUAAACGUGUCUCUUCCUCCAGAUCCUCUCUUCCUCCUCCUCCUCCUCCUCUACCACCGCCAGAUAACAACUCAUCCGACGGUAUCUGGGAUCCCUUUGCAAGUGACAGCGAGGAUGAAGACGGUGCUGACAGUGGGCUGACUGACGAGCCGUGUACGGGCUACCGGGAGUGGCUUAGGCGGCGGCGUGAGUGGACGCGUGGAUGUGAUGGACUGGCGCCGUUGGAAACAACGUUGGAGGGAGUCCCGGAAUCAGCAUACCCAGGGCUCUACAAUAUGCUUGUGCGCCAGGCACGGCCACUUCGGAAACCGUUACCACUUGCAGACGCGCUUGUAAUUAUUAAGGCCGGAUGGGUGGCUACAGGACAAUGGCCGCCGCCGAGUAAUCUCAAUAGUUAG